Sipha flava (yellow sugarcane aphid) is the source of this 2110-nucleotide messenger RNA. RefSeq names its product UDP-glucuronosyltransferase 2B9-like. The transcript is spliced from 7 exons. The record is from RefSeq and is a predicted model, not a curated record. Bases 158 to 1741 code for a protein of 527 amino acids. Gene Ontology annotation, molecular function: UDP-glycosyltransferase activity. Lineage: Eukaryota; Metazoa; Arthropoda; Insecta; Hemiptera; Aphididae.
ACAAUAAUUAUAAUUGUUGAGCAGUUUUACAUUACCCGCGCUCUAAUGAUGUCGUUAAUAGUACCUUGACCGAAUUAACGUAGGAGUAAAACUUCAAUUUUCGCAAAUAUUGUCUCGAUAACCGAUCGGAGUGUGUCGUCUAAAUGCAAACAACCCGAUGAUGGGAGGACGGUGGAUCGCUGUUAUUACCACUACCGUCUUACUAUACACGGCACGGGACCGGGGUCAUGUGACUGCGACCGGUUACAACAUACUGGCGAUUUUCCCAUUCAGCGGAAAAAGUCAUUUUUACAUGUUUCGCGCAAUAUCGCAAGCGCUGGUGGCUCGUGGACACGAUGUUACCGUGGUCAGCCAUUUUCCCGAAACCUUAUCGUCGCCGAAGCAGCAACAGCGACGAGAUAGUGCGACGAACGGGUCUUACACCGAUUACAGUCUGGCUGGUUCGGUACCGGUGUACGAGAACUUCACCACUGACGAGCUAAUAGGCAACGGGUAUUUGGAAGAGUUCCUGAUCAUCCUGCAAGACGGCGUGGACAACUGUGAGGGAGUCAUGUCAUCGGGGCGACUAGACGAGCUGGUACGGAACCGCGUGAGGUUCGAUCUCGUCCUGGUCGAAGUUUUCAACACCGGUUGUUUCGCGCUAGUUGCUAAUCAAUUCGGAGCUCCAAUCAUCGGCAUAACUUCGACCAGUCUCUACCCAUGGUACAGUGGUAUGGUAGGUGACGUGGCGACACCUUCAUACGUGCCGUUAAACUUAUUGCCGUUCACCAGUCGAAUGACAGUUAAGGAACGUUUGAUAAACACCGUGAUUUUGAUGACGUUGAAAAUUUACUACAAAUACAAGUAUGAGCCUAAAGCUCAAGAAAUUGUCAACAAAUAUCUGGGAGACAUGAAUGGAACAGUAUCUGAAGCCAUGAGUAUGAUAAAUGCCGUCAUCAUGAACACGCAUUUUGCGUUUGGAUUUGCACGGCCAUUGCCUCCGGGUAUCAUUGAAGUCGGAGGAUGCACUUACAAAAGUCCAAAACCUCUAUCAGAAGAUUUGGAACGGUUUGUUACGAGCGCCGAGCGAGGCGUUAUUUACUUUUCGAUGGGUUCCAUAAUUAAAGGUGCGUCAAUGCCGAUGGAACGAUCUCUGGCCAUGUUUCGGGCGUUCAGUCAGCUAAAGGGCUACAAAGUGUUGUGGAAAUGGGAAGACGAUACACCUUGGCCGGAAGUCCCGUCUGACAAUGUCAUGUUCGUGCCGUGGAUGCCUCAAUUCGACGUGCUCAAUCAUCCAAACGUAAAGCUAUUCAUAUCACACGGUGGCCUGAUGGGAAUCCAGGACGCUCUUUAUUCGGGUGUACCCAUUAUCGGCAUACCUAUGUUCGCCGAUCAGUUUUCAAACAUAAAUUUUAUCGUCCAAAACGAAUGUGGACUAAAGCUACAACUCGAGCAGAUCGACGAACGUACUGCCUAUAAAAUGAUAUCCACCGUGUUAGAAGACAAUAAAUAUGCGAUAAACGCUGAACGUCUAUCGCAACUGUACCGGGAUCGAGAAAAGGACCCGCUGGAAGUAGCCGUGUACUGGAUCGAAUACGUGGCCAAACAUCAAGUCGGGCUGAUGCUCAAACCAGCGUUUCAAGACCAAUGGUAUGAGCAUUAUUUACUGGACGUUGUCGCCGUGCUAACCGUGGUCGCAGUCACCAUAGCGUACUUGACAGGACGCGUUAUCAUUGCACUGUACCGGUUAAUUUUAAUUUAAUUGACCUGUCGGUAUUAAAAUGUCUUUUGCCGAGUGAUUAAUCGGAAUCGAUAAGCUAUAAUCGAAAAAUGUAUAAAAGAAAAAAAAUUACAAAUAAUAUUUUUCCAUAUCUUUUCGGGCACAGCAUGGAGCGCUCUCAUAGGAAAAGGUUGCGAAUGAAGCAGUCCCCUUCAUGGUCUUUCUUUUUCAACAUUUUGUUAUUUAUUAUUUAUAUUACACUAGGAAAAUACAUAAAUGUGAAUACAUGUAAUAAGAUCGUCCCCCAACUUAUAAAAUUAUCUAGGAACGCUACUGUAUUAUACUACUGUUUUGAUAUUAUAUCCUUCGAAUGGCAUCCAUAUUAAUAAAUAUGACAUGUAUUGUUUCAAA